This is a messenger RNA of Vanessa tameamea, 1034 nucleotides long. RefSeq names its product phosphatidylinositol-glycan biosynthesis class X protein-like (gene PIG-X). The transcript is spliced from 5 exons. The record is from RefSeq and is a predicted model, not a curated record. Lineage: Eukaryota; Metazoa; Arthropoda; Insecta; Lepidoptera; Nymphalidae. Gene Ontology annotation, biological process: GPI anchor biosynthetic process. Gene Ontology annotation, cellular component: endoplasmic reticulum membrane. The coding region runs from base 177 to 935 and encodes 252 amino acids.
AUUUGGAUUUGGUCAUAUUUGUUGUUGCGUUAUAAGUCGUUAAGACUUUACAAUAGUAUUUAAAGUAUGUUAACUAAUAAGUAAGAAUAUUAUUCAUUAGAUAUUAGCAACAUCUCCUUGUAGUAUAAUAUCUAUGAAAAUCUUUUAAGUAAAAUAAAUCCACCUUUAUUAUUAAAAUGAAAAACACGAACAUUACAUUCGGCAUACUUAUUUCUGUAUUGUUAUCAAACGGAGCAGUGUGUAAAACUUGCAAUUUUAACAUUAAAAUCACACAAACGCUUCAUAAUGAAGGAUUUCACAGGAAUCUAAGCUACUACAUAGAUUUUGCAAGUGAUGAUGAAGACGAAAAAUUGAUAUAUGAAGAUUGUGUGGUGGGAUUGGAGCAAAUACUCCCAGCAGGAGUUUAUGCAAGUCAAGAUGAAAUUAAAGAUAAAAGAUCGAAGGAUUUGAUCGAUACAAUAUUCCAAAAACCAGUCAACAUAGAACUGCCCGCCAAUAAUGCUAGUCCUAUAAGAGUUCAACUAUUUAGUGUAGUAAAGGGUGGUAAAAUAGAUAUAUACAUUCCUGUACAUGCAAGAUAUCAUCGUGCUAAGAAGGGAGGGGGGACAGUAAGAAAUAUAAUACCUUCGCCUGUAUUGUAUUUAAUGUGUUCAAACAAAAAGCUUGAUUUGUGCGAUUUCCCUGCUGCUGCUUCGGAGAAUAAUCUUUGCAAAAACGAUAUAACAAGAGAAUUAUGUCCUUGGAAAGAAAUACCAGCCAUAAUGGUAACUGAUACGCUAUUUUUGGACGUACCGAUUGGUAAUAUCGACCACUUUUAUGUGGUGGCGUGGGGUACCACCGUAGUCAUAGUAGUUGGUUCGUUAUAUCUGUUAAAAACAAUACAUAGAUAUAAGGUAGAUACAGAACAAAAGUUAAGGAAAAAACUGAAGACAUAGUCAAUAUAUAAUAUAAUUCAAUCCAAAAAAACCUUCUUGCCUUUGACUAGAAGUGGCAUAUACAGGCUGUUAAACUCAAGUAAAAUAUACAAAUAAAAA